ACCCGGGGCCGCGCUCCCCCGCCUCCACUUCCCCUCAGCGUAAUGCCUGGAUGCAGGCGCAGCGUUGGUUAGAGCGAAUGGUCGCCUCCCGUCGGUGCCCGCGACAGACAGGGGCAGGGGUGGCGAGGAGACCUUGCCGUGUUCUGGGACAGGUGACGAAAUUAAAACAACUGAAGCAGAAGAGCUGCAGCAGAGUCGGGUCAAUCUUAUGUUUGGACCCAGAGCUCCGGAGAGUACAGCGCAAGCUUGGCGAUAUUUGAACCUCGCGGCUUCCCGUCUGGUCCCAGCAUCUUCCAGUUCCCGCGCUUUCUGACCACUCAGUGAGCUCCACGCAGGCGCACGAAGCAGCGGCCGGCCGCAACCAUGGCCACAACCCGGGGCGAGGCGGCUGCACUAGGCGAGGGAUCCGGUACUGAGGAGGCCUUCCGGCACAUAGAAUCUAAAGAAGAAUUUGUUAAAGUCAGAAAGAAGGACCUGGAACGUCUGACGACUGAAGUAAUGCAGUUACGGGACUUCUUACCCAGACUACUAAAUGCCGACUUAAUGGAAAGUUUCCAGAAAUUAAAGACUGUAGAAAAAAACCUGGAAAGGAAAGAACAAGAAUUAGAGCAGCUGAGAUUGGACUGUGAACACUUCAAAGCCCGGCUAGAAACUGUACAGGCAGACAGCGGGAGGGAGAAGAAGGAGAAGUUGGCUCUGCGACAACAACUGAAUGAGGCGAAACAGCAGCUCCUCCAACAGGCAGAGUACUGUACACAAAUGGGAGCAGUUACCUGUACCCUCCUCUGGGGAGUCUCCCGCAGCGAGGAAGUCGUCAAAGCCAUUCUGGGAGGAGACAAAGCAUUGAAGUUUUUUAAUAUCACUGGUCAGACGAUGGAGAGCUAUGUGAAGUCAUUGGAUGGGGAUGUCAAGGAGGUUGAUUCUGAUGAAAACCAGUUUGUAUUUGCACUGGCUGGAAUUGUAACAAAUGUUGCUGCCAUUGCAUGUGGCCGUGAAUUCUUGGUGAAUUCCAGUCGGGUGCUCUUGGACACCAUGUUGCAGCUGCUGGGGGACUUAAAGCCUGGCCAGUGCACCAAACUCAAAGUUCUAAUGCUGAUGUCGCUGUACAAUGUGAGCAUCAAUUCAAAAGGCUUGAAGUAUAUCAGUGAGAGUCCUGGAUUUAUCCCUUUGCUGUGGUGGCUUUUGAGUGGUUAAACAGGUUGAACUGCAUUUCAGCGAGAGGCCUUGGAUAAGAUCCAGAAAGAGAAACCUGGGUAGAAAAGGAGAACUGAUCCUUCAGAUUAACACAAAGCCAGUGGUGUGAACCCCAGUCAUCAGUGUGAACUCUCAGCCAGUGGUGUGAACCCCCAGUCGCCAGUGUGAACUCUCAGCCAGUGGCAUGAACUCCCAUCAUUGGCCACCAGGAAGUUCAAACGGGUGCCAAUCAGGCCAAACUGCACCUCCCCAAAGAUGUGGUAAGACCCUGGUGUGAAAACAGAGCUGUUGCAGUGUUCUUGGUGAAGAUGGGGUCAUCCUGGAACAGUGGGGUGUCCUAAAUCCAAACUGACCAGGGUCCUCAUAAGAAGAAAGAGACCAGCAGGGCAGGGAAGCUGCUGUGGGACAGAGGUGAGGGAGGGAUCUGAGGGACCAUGGACAGGUCCUUCUGAGGACUCCAGACCCAGCCUGGAUCUGCCCUGGAGUUUAGUUGGGGGGGGGGGUGUGCUGUACGGGUGCAGUGAUGUCCCCUACUCACUCGGCAUCCUGAGGGAACACAGUCCAGUGCUGGUGAUCCUUUAUCUCAGCCCCGGGAAGUGAGUGCAGACACCAUUCUAACAUCUGAAGUUUACAGUGUCUCCUUUGAAUCACAAUUCUUACAUGCUGGCACAGCAUACUGUCUUCAGCGUGGCCGGCUGCACGGCAGCCUCAUCCAAAGGCAGAAGUCAUGCAGGAGUUCAGCAUGCCGAAAAAGACGCCCGUGGCAUCAUCACAGAAGCUGUGCGUGCAACGCGGGUCUAAAUGCAGGAGGGUGGUGAAUAAAUGUGAGGCACAAUGAUGUAUAGGGUACUAAACACAUGCUUUCAACGUGCGGCAUGAAGAACUGUCUUUCCAAAGACAGAAUGACAGAUAGAAAACUACUCAUGGGUAAAGAUGCUUGCUGUCAAGCCUGAUGAUCUGCGUUCAAUCCCCGGGACCCGAAUAGUGGCAGGAGAGAACCACCUCUCCCACAAGCUGUCCUCUGACUUCCACAAGCUUGCUGGGGCACACAAGGCCCCUGCUCCCACAUGUGUGCUCUCACACUCACACGAAUCCAUAGAAAUAAAUCAAGGUGUAAUAAAAAAAUUUAAAUUCUUCACAUGAGACAUAAUCUAAAUUUCUUUUGCAAGCUCUAAAAUGUGUAUUUGUGUAAUAUAAAAUGCAUCGUGCCUAUCACGCAUGGAGAUCAACAGAACAGUAAAAUGUGGCUUGCCCUUAC
This is a messenger RNA of Cricetulus griseus (Chinese hamster), 2452 nucleotides long. Lineage: Eukaryota; Metazoa; Chordata; Mammalia; Rodentia; Cricetidae. The record is from RefSeq and is a predicted model, not a curated record.